UUUUAACCCAAAACCAGUUUGAUAAACCUCAAGCUCUCUCCAUGUAAGUUCGAAACCCUACAUGGAUCAGACAGACUCAACCAGAAAACAGUUUUGAAGCUACCAUGAAAGGUGAAAUUGAGGACAACGGAGUAAUACAGAUACCGCCAACUCGAGUUGGGCAAAUAAAGAAACGAGUUCUUAAAAACAAGGGCAUGUUUGUCUCUUUCAACGAGAAAGAUCUCAGGGAUUAUGUUGCUAGGUUUCAUAAGAGGAAGAAAAAGAGGACAAAGGAAGCAAUUAAACAACAAGAGGAGAAGUUAAAGCUCAAGCGUAUCGCGACACGCAAACAGAGGAAACUGGAAAAAGAACUUGCUUUAAAUGGAGGAGCUCCACCAGCUGCUGAUGAAAGCGAUAAGUAUGAAGAAGAUGAUGAAGAAAUUGAGCCAAUUGCAUCAAUAAACGGGACAGCAAAGUACGACAAUGGAGACAUGCAAGUUACUAUGACCACUAACGAAAUUUCGCGAGAAGAUGAGGAUGACCAUAGUGAAAAGACACAAGUGACAGUGCCAAGGUUCAAUGAAGCUGAUAAAUCGCACAAGUUAUCCGUGAGCAAAAAGAAUUCAUUCAAGAAAGUUUUGAAACACAAAUCACGGUUAAAACCAUAAAACAAAAGGGAUAGAAAGAAGGGAAAGAUGAAGACCAAGAAGCGGUAGUUUAUAG
Molecule: messenger RNA, 702 nt
Organism: Populus euphratica (Euphrates poplar)
Lineage: Eukaryota; Viridiplantae; Streptophyta; Magnoliopsida; Malpighiales; Salicaceae
Exons: 4
Coding region: 105-647 (180 amino acids)
Cellular component (GO): nucleolus
Molecular function (GO): rRNA binding
Source: RefSeq, a predicted model, not a curated record